UGAGUCCUCAGACAGACCUGCAUGGUGGAUCAGACAUAACUGUCUUCAGUCUGGAUCUGCACUGAGGGACUGUGCAUCAUCAGAUUCCUCUUUCUCCAUGGUGGAGCUCACCUGCUCAGACUCUGUCAGGCUGGUGAAUGGGGCUAGUCUGUGUUCAGGCAGACUGGAGGUGAAGUCUGAGCAGUCGUGGUCCUCAGUGUGUGAAGCUGACUUUGACCAGCAGGAUGCAGAGGUGGUCUGUAGGGAGCUUGGCUGUGGGGCUCCUUCAGUCCUCCAGGGGGCGCUCUAUGGAGAAGUGGAGGCUCCAAUGUGGACCAAAGAGUUCCAGUGUGGAGGCAAUGAAUCUGCUCUCCUGGACUGUAGAAGAUCAGACUCAGCUAGAAGAACCUGCUCACCUGGUAAAGCUGUUGGACUCACCUGCUCAGAGACUGUCAGGUUGGUGGGAGGAGCCAGUCACUGUGCAGGUACACUGGAGGUGAAACACGGAGAGUGGAGACCAGUGAGUGAGUCUUACUUUGACUGGACCCUGAAGGAAGCAGCUGUUGCCUGCAGAGAAUUGGACUGUGGCUCUGCUGUUUCAACAGGAAGCAGAAAGGAGUCCUCACGUAGACCUGUAUGGACGAUCCGACCUGACUGUCUUCAGUCUGGAUCUACACUGAGGGACUGUGUAUUAUCAGAUUCCUCUUCCUCCAUCAUGGAGCUCACCUGCUCAGACUCUGUCAGGCUGGUGAAUGGGGCUAGUCUGUGUUCAGGCAGACUGGAGGUGAAGUCUGAGCGGUCGUGGUCCUCAGUGUGUGAAGCUGACUUUGACCAGCAGGAUGCAGAGGUGGUCUGUAGGGAGCUUGGCUGUGGCACUCCUUCAGUCCUCCAGGGGGUGCUCUAUGGAGAAGUGGAGGCUCCAAUGUGGACCAAAGAGUUCCAGUGUGGAGGCCAUGAGUCUGCUCUCCUGGACUGUAGAAGAUCAGACUCAGCUAGAAGAACCUGCUCACCUGGUAAAGCUGUUGGACUCACCUGCUCAGUGACUGUCAGGUUGGUGGGAGGAGCCAGUCGCUGUGCAGGUAGACUGGAGGUGAAACAGGGAGAGUGGAGACCAGUGAGUGACUCUGACUGGACCCUGAAGGAAGCAGCUGUUGCCUGCAGAGAAAUGGACUGUGGCUCUGCUGUUUCAAUAGGAAGCAGAAAGGAGUCCUCAGACAGACCUGUAUGGGAUAUCAGACCUUACUGUGUUCAGUCUAGAUCUACACUGAGGGACUGUGUAGAACCAUCAGAUUCCUCUUCCUCCAUCAUGGAGCUCACCUGCUCAGACUCUGUCAGGCUGGUGAAUGGGACUAGUCUGUGUUCAGGCAGACUGGAGGUGAAGUCUGAGCAGUCGUGGUCCUCAGUGUGUGAAGCUGACUUUGACCAGCAGGAUGCAGAGGUGGCCUGUAGGGAGCUUGGCUGUGGGGCUCCUUCAGUCCUCCAGGGGGCGCUCUAUGGAGAAGUGGAGGCUCCAAUGUGGACCAAAGAGUUCCAGUGUGGAGGCAAUGAAUCUGCUCUCCUGGACUGUAGAAGAUCAGACUCAGUUAGAAGAACCUGCUCACCUGGUAAAGCUGUUGGACUCACCUGCUCAGAGACUGUCAGGUUGGUGGGAGGAGCCAGUCGCUGUGCAGGUACACUGGAGCUGAAACGGGGAGAGUGGAGACCAGUGGGUGACUCUGGCUGGACCCUGAAGGAAGCAGCUGUUGCCUGCAGAGAAUUGGACUGUGGCUCUGCUGUUUCAAUAGGAAGCAGAGAUGAGUCCUCAGACAGACCUGUAUGGAGGAUCGACUCUGACUGUCUUCAGUCUGGAUCUGCACUGAUGGACUGUGUAUCAUCAGAUUCCUCUUCCUCCAUGGGGGAGCUCACCUGCUCAGACUCUGUCAGGCUGGUGAAUGGGACUAGUCUGUGUUCAGGCAGACUGGAGGUGAAGUCUGAGCAGUCGUGGUCCUCAGUGUGUGAAGCUGACUUUGACCAGCAGGAUGCAGAGGUGGUCUGUAGGGAGCUUGGCUGUGGGACUCCUUCAGUCCUCCAGGGGGCGCUCUAUGGAGAAGUGGAGGCUCCAAUGUGGACCAAAGAGUUCCAGUGUGGAGGCCAUGAGUCUGCUCUCCUGGACUGUAGAAGAUCAGACUCAGCUAGAAGAACCUGCUCACCUGGUAAAGCUGUUGGACUCACCUGCUCAGAGACUGUCAGGUUGGUGGGAGGAGCCAGUCACUGUGCAGGUAGACUGGAGGUGAAUCAGGGAGAGUGGAGACCAGUGAGUUACUCUGACUGGACCCUGAAGGAAGCAGCUGUUGCCUGCAGAGAAUUGGACUGUGGCUCUGCUGUUUCAACAGCACGCAGAAAGGAGUCCUCACGUAGACCUGUAUGGAGGAUCGACUCUGACUGUCUUCAGUCUGGAUCUGCACUGACGGACUGUGUAGAAUCACGUUCCUCUUCCUCCAUGGUGGAGCUCACCUGCUCAGGCCAACAGGGGGCAGAAGUCAGACCCACAGGAGAACAUUGAGCUGGAUUAUUAUAACCUGGGUGUUUCCAGAGCUGAAGGAGAGCCGGCUGGAGAGGAAGGAGAGCCGGCUGGAGAGGAAGGAGCUCGGGGAGAAGAGUAGGACCUCCGAGGAGCCACACAAACCCUCUGAAGAAGAAAAUCACGUUUGGUUUCAUCUCUCCUCUCAG
Molecule: messenger RNA, 2688 nt
Organism: Scomber japonicus (chub mackerel)
Lineage: Eukaryota; Metazoa; Chordata; Actinopteri; Scombriformes; Scombridae
Product: scavenger receptor cysteine-rich type 1 protein M130-like
Exons: 10
Coding region: 98-2521 (807 amino acids)
Cellular component (GO): membrane
Source: RefSeq, a predicted model, not a curated record